Peromyscus leucopus (white-footed mouse) is the source of this 1576-nucleotide messenger RNA. It is a transcript of the gene Mtif3, whose product is annotated as mitochondrial translational initiation factor 3. The coding region runs from base 740 to 1546 and encodes 268 amino acids. The transcript is spliced from 5 exons. The record is from RefSeq and is a predicted model, not a curated record. NCBI's taxonomy places the organism in Eukaryota, Metazoa, Chordata, Mammalia, Rodentia, Cricetidae. Gene Ontology annotation, cellular component: mitochondrion. Gene Ontology annotation, molecular function: translation initiation factor activity; ribosome binding. Gene Ontology annotation, biological process: mitochondrial translational initiation; ribosome disassembly.
UAGGGGGCAGUUAGCGGCCUGGUGGCGCGGGUGCCAGCCCCAGGAGCCAGCAGGUGUGACACAGAGGGGCGUGAAGCUUCAGGCUGCCCUCCUCCUGACUCAUCCGCCUGUGGACGGGCGCUGAUGUCUCCCAGUUCUGACAGCGCUUGAGCCUGAAUCCAUCACUUUUCGUCGGCAGAGAGUGGUCUUGGGAGAGAGGUUUAUACCUUGCUACCCAGAGCUUUCACGAGCCUGAUCUGCUCGUAUGCAGAUGGCAGUAUUCCAUACCGCAGAGAGCUGGUUCUGAUGUUUCUGGAACAUUGCACCAGGCAUUUAGUACUUUAUUAAGUUGGUAUUAAUGUAACUGGCGAACGCGAUGCAGUGACUGCUCUGGGGACUGCACAUUUUAACGUCCUCAGGAGCAGCAGAAGGUGAGUACGCAGCAAUUUCCUCAGUUUCUUCCUCAGAACUUCUGUACCUUUUUUUAAAUUUUCUUUUUUCUUUCCGGAGGACUUUAUUCUAUCAGCGGACCUUCCCUUUAAGGACUCGGGAAGUUCCGCCCGCUACGGAAGCCGACGCGGUCAAUCCGCGGAGCCCGUGUACCGAUCUGCUGGUUCUUCCCGCUCGCCGUCCCCGGCCCAGCUUUCCAUCCUCACCAAGCCUUGUCUCACGAUCUGGAUUUGUGAUUUCACUUCCCUGGGGUGUUUUCCUGGUCACUCCUCCCUGGACCUGGCCUUGUACUUGAAGCGCUGUGGAGAGGAUGGCUGUUCUUCUGAACAGGCUGAUGCUACAAACCUCAGUUGGAAGAUGUUUCAGAAAACACAUCAUGAAGCCAGCCCCGGCACAGCUGCCCCUGACCGCCUCCACCCCGAAGCUCUGGUACCUGGUUUCUACAGAACGCUUUAGUACUGCUGAAGACAGCCACGGGCAGAAGAGACAGAAGAGGAAAGAUGCUUUCACUAACACUGGCAGGAAAAUUAGCGAGCGGGUUAUCCGCGUCCUGGAUGAGAAAGGCAGCGACCUGGGGGUGAUGCACCGAGCGGAUGUAAUCAGACUCAUGGACCAGCAGGACUUGAGGCUGGUGAAGAAGAACACCAGCUCAGAGCCACCGGAGUACCAGCUCAUGACCGGAGCACAGAUCCACCAGGAGCGGCUAAGGCUGCGGGAAGACGAAAAGGCCAACCCCAAAACUGGGCCAGCUGUGGUAAAGGAACUCGUUUUUUCUUCAAAUAUUGGACAGCAUGAUCUGGACACCAAGAGUAAACAGAUUCAGCAGUGGAUUGAGAAAAGAUACCACGUUCAAGUCACAGUAAAGAAGAAGGAGAGUGCUGACCGGCCAGAGAAAGAGACGGAUGAGAUACUGAACCAGAUUCUCCAGACUAUGCCUGGACUAGCAACCUUCUCAAGCAGACCGAAAGCCGUCAGGGGAGGAACCGCCUCCACAUGUGUUUUCCGUCCCUUGAGCAGGAAAGAAGAGAAGGCGUACAGAGAAUCUCAAGAGGCCGAGAGAAGGGACACUUCGAGCAAAGACCACAGGACCACGGAGUCAGACGUUCUGUGUCAGUGAUUUUAAUAAACAAACCCAGGCUCUGCAGAA